UUUUAACGACCCGUCCCGUUUAACCCCCAGCUGUACUCUCGCUACAAAAAAAAAUGUCUUAUGAUAAAAUUAUAGUCACAAAAUAAAUUUUAUUUUCCUGUCCGUAAAUCGCAUUCAAAACUGGCAGAUAUUUACAGCCAACAAGAAACAACGCAAGGGCCAACAAUUAUCAUCAAAUUUGUUGGUUACAUCAGUGUUUAAGAUCAUAGAGUUUGUCCAACGUGCAUUGGGUAUGAUAGUUUAGGAUGACUAAUGAACAAGAAGAAAGUGGGUCUCCACCUCAAGAUGUGGUUAUCCCUCCUAUGGAUGUUAAACAAACGAUUGAAAAAACUACAGGAUAUGUGAUUAAGAAUGGUAUUGGGUUUGUAGAACGAUUGAAAUCAAAUAAUAAAGAUCAUAAGUUUGAUUUCUUACUUCCAAAUCAUCAGUAUCAUGGGUAUUACCAAUGGAAAUUAUCAUCAUCAUCAAAAUCUACUACUCCUACUUCAUCACUCAUCUCAUCGAAUAAUGAUAUAUCAGGAAAGGAUAUACCGACAGGAGAAGAUGAAAUCAUUGCCAAACCUCGUGAAUUACCCUUUUUAAUAGACUUACCGAUGAUAUCUCAGAUUGAUUUGGAGGUUAUCAAAUUAACAGCAUUAUUCGUGGCUAAGAAUGGUGAAUCAUAUAUUAAACCCUUACAAGAACAUCAAAUUAAACAAGGGAAUAAGAAUCAAUUUGAAUUCUUAAAUGAAAAUCAUUCAUUAUAUGCGUUAUUUCAAACCUACGUGUCACAAUAUAACCUCCUAAUCAAGUUUUUACUCCUGGAAGAAAAUGGGAAAGUAGAUGAUGAAGAAGUGAAGAAUUUAUUUAAUCAAUUAGAGCAAGCUGAUAAUAUCAUUGAUAUAGGAUAUAAACGAUCCCAAUAUGAUCUUCAACAUAAAGAAAUCGAACGGGAGAAGAAAGUAAAACAACAUCAAUUACAAUUACAAUUUGCUUCGAUUGAUUGGCAAGAUUUUUCUAUAGUGGGUAAGAUUGAAUUUGAUGCUAUUGAUGAAGUUCAAGAAUUGCCUGUUCCUUUAUCACGAGAAGAUUUGAUAUAUAGAUCAUUAGAGUCGAAGAAUAAAGAUGUGAUACGACAUGUGGAGGAGGAGGAGGUAGAAAAGCAUAUAGAAGAGCCAAUUCAAGAACAGGAGGAAGAACAAAAAGUUAUACCUCAACCAUUCAAAGGUAUGAAGAUAAAAGCGGCUGGAGAAUCAAGAUUAAAAUCAAGAUCAAAAACAUCAUCACAAGCAUCAUCGACUACAUCCAAUGGGGAAAAACUUAUAAAAUGUCCAAUAACCAGUCAACUUAUCCCUGAACUGAAAUUUGAUAAUCAUCUUAAAGUCUUAUUACGGGAUCCUAAAUAUAAACAAGAACAAGAUAAUUUCAUGAGGAAGAAUUUCACUUAUGCUUCGAAUUUAACUAGUGAUCAAGUUUAUGAGAAUAUAAAGAGAUUAGUUCGAAAGAGACAAGGAGGAGGAGAUGAUGAUGAUGAUGAAGAUGAUAAAGAAAGUAAUGGUAGAAAGAGAUUACAAAUUGGUCCUCAUUAGAUAAUGUUCAUAGAGUAUGGAAUAAUAAACAGGAAUCUUCUUUUAUUACGUUGUAUAGCGAUUAUAUAUAGUAAUUUAAAUUUUAUUCAUCUUAUAUAUGUUUGAAUGUAUAGGUAUAUACUUAACUAUAUAAUAUUAUAUAUAAAGAUU
This is a messenger RNA of Scheffersomyces coipomensis, 1718 nucleotides long. RefSeq lists its product as uncharacterized. Gene Ontology annotation, biological process: mRNA cis splicing, via spliceosome; regulation of alternative mRNA splicing, via spliceosome. The coding region runs from base 246 to 1568 and encodes 440 amino acids. Gene Ontology annotation, molecular function: RNA binding. NCBI's taxonomy places the organism in Eukaryota, Fungi, Ascomycota, Pichiomycetes, Serinales, Debaryomycetaceae. The record is from RefSeq and is a predicted model, not a curated record. Gene Ontology annotation, cellular component: U2-type prespliceosome; U2 snRNP; catalytic step 2 spliceosome. The transcript has a single exon.